Molecule: messenger RNA, 2010 nt
Organism: Notodromas monacha
Lineage: Eukaryota; Metazoa; Arthropoda; Ostracoda; Podocopida; Cyprididae
Source: the annotation of a GenBank genome assembly
UCAUGUUUACUUUUUCUUUCGAGUAAAUCAUUUGUGAUAACUCCAGAAGCGCCUUCAGUUGAUCGUUAUCCAGUAUGGAUGAGGAAUACGAUUGCAUUGUACUCGGAACCGGCUUGACGGAAUGCAUCAUCAGUGGAAUGCUGUCUGUUUCUGGUAAGAAAAUCUUGCACAUGGACCGGAACAAGUACUACGGGGGAGAAUCUGCAUCAUUAAAUCCAUUAGACGAACUUUUCGCCAAGUUUGGACAAAGUGAUAGCGCGAGUCUCUAUGGACGUGGAAGAGAUUGGUACGUAGAUCUGAUCCCCAAGUUCCUCAUGGCAAACGGUCAACUGGUGAAGCUGCUGAUUCACACGGGAGUUACGCGCUAUCUGGAGUUCAAGUCUGUCGAAGGAAGCUACGUGUACAAAAGUGGAAAAAUCGCCAAAGUUCCUGCGGAUGACAAAGAAGCUCUUCAGUCAGAUCUCAUGGGAAUCUUUGAGAAACGACGCUUUAGAAGUUUUUUGAUUUACGUUCAAGAUCUCAAAGAAGAUGAUCCAAGUACAUGGAAAGACAUGGACCCAACCAAAACAACCAUGGCUCAGGUUUACGCUAAGUUUAAUUUGGACCAAAAUACGCAGGAUUUUACUGGACAUGCACUUGCCCUUCAUAGGGACGAUGAGUACAUUCAUCAGCCAGCUUUGGCUACAUUUCGUAGGAUUAAGCUUUACAAUGAGUCUCUCAUGCGAUACGGUAAGACACCGUACUUGUAUCCUCUCUUCGGAUUGGGAGAACUUCCGCAAGGAUUUGCGAGACUCAGUGCAAUUUAUGGUGGGACGUAUAUGCUUGACAAGGCGGUUGAUGAACUUGUCAUGGAAGACGGUAAAGUGGUUGGUGUGAGAUCUGGAAAAGACAUCGUCAAGGCGAAACAAGUUUAUUGCGAUCCAUCUUAUGUUCCUGAUCUUGUUGAAAAGAUUGGUCAGGUGGUGAGAUGUGUCUGCUUGUUGGAUCACCCAAUUCCGAACACGAUGGAUGCGACGUCUUGUCAAAUAAUCAUCCCACAGAAACAAGUUGGGCGCAAAUCCGACAUCUACGUGUCGCUAGUUUCGUACAGCUCGAGUGUUGCUCCAAAAGGAUGGUUUAUUGCUAUGGUCUCCACUACGGUGGAAACUGCGAAUCCCGAAGCUGAGAUAAAGUGUGGUUUGGAUCUUCUGGGUCCAAUCAAACAAAAGUUCGUCAUGGUGAGUGACGUUUACAAACCGAAGGACGACGGAAGAGAAAGUCAGAUAUUUGUUUCUCGUUCCUACGACGCGACGACUCAUUUUGAGACGACUUGCAGCGACGUUUUAGACAUUUUCCAGCGAGGAACUGGGGAAGCUUUUGACUUCUCUAAAGUCCGUCAUGACCAAGGGGAAGAUGCCGAAUGAAGCUUUAAGAAAAGAAAUGUUUGCUUGGAAAUGGAUUGUGAAUUCGCUUUUAGCAUGCUGAAGGUUGCCUGGCGACGAUUUCCCCCGGAAAUAUUUGUUGAUCGCACUCUUUCUCUUGUGAUUUGUUGGCAUUUUCUUUUUUUUUCCGCAAAAAAAAGGGAAUCAAAAUUUAUUUUCCUGUCGUGAUCUGUUCCUGAUGUCAUUGUGCUCUCCGAAGAUCUGUUGAACCAGGAAAAUCGUAUUCGAGCGCAAUUUUCAUUCGGUUGCAUUUUGCAGCUGUUGUAAAAUUGUAAAAGAAGCUAGAAAUUAUAUAUUCCUUUCGUUUUUCUCUGAAUUGUGACGCACUCUUGAGGGAUAAUGGGUUUUGAACACUGUGAUUUUGUUGGAUGACCAGUUUUUAAUUUCUGAGAACAUCUUGCAAGCAUUUAAUUUUUGGUUGUGAUGCGUUCAGAUGGAUCGAGUCUAUGGAACACCAGGCUGAGGAUCAAUUGUGCUUGCUUCCGUAUUGGCUUAUUUUGUUGUAUUCCUUCCGUUCUCGUCUUUUUGUAAAGUGCGAGCGAUUGUGAUGCUUGUAGAUGUGUACUGUGCUUAAAAACUUUGCCCCGAA